AUGUCUCUCGUUCCACCACUCUUGUUCCACCUCUCUUUGCACCCGUCUUUCUUUCCAUCCCUCUUUUCUUUCACCUUUCUCGUUCCACCGCUCUCUCUUUCCAUAUCUCUCUUUGCACCCCUCUCUCUCAUUCCCCCCCUCUAUUUCCACCUCUCUCGUUCCACCUCUAUCUCUUUCUACUUCUCUCUUUUGACACCUCUUUCUUUCUAUCCCCUCUCUUUCCGCCUCUAUCGUUCCACCUCUCUCUCUCUUUCUACUUCUCUCUCUGCACCUCUUUUUUCAACCCCGCUCUUUCCACCUGUCUCGUUCUACCUCUCUCUCUCUCCACCUCUCUCAUUUCACUUUUCUCUCUUUUCACCUCUCUUUUUGCACCGCCUCUCUCUUUGCACCCUCUCUCUCUUUGCACCACCUCUCUCUUUGCACCCCUCUCUCUUUGCACCCUCUCUCUCUUUGCACCCCUCUCUUUGCACCCUCUCUCUCUUUGCACCCCUCUCUCUUUGCACCCUCUCUCUUUUUACACCCCUCUCUUUCCACCUUUCUCCAAUCUCGUUCAUAAUUACGACUGUAAUUAAUUAUCUAUCUAUCUAUCUAUCUAUCUAUCUAUCUAUCUAUCUAUCUAUCUAUCUAUCUAUCUAUCUAUCUAUCUAUCUAUCUCACGUAACCAUGGUUACUAAGAGCUUUCUUGAGAUUCCCACCAAAAUGACGCUUCCGACUUUGUUCCUCGGUCUUUUCUUCAUUAAUUCCAGUAAUGGACUGGAACAGAAUUCUUCGAGGCUGGCAGAGAUUCCUGUACGAAUCUCAAAAUGUGCCCCACAACGAAAAAGGAAUUUAGUUGCUUUGGAAAGGUAA
Acanthosepion pharaonis is the source of this 849-nucleotide messenger RNA. The record is from the annotation of a GenBank genome assembly. Lineage: Eukaryota; Metazoa; Mollusca; Cephalopoda; Sepiida; Sepiidae.